This is a messenger RNA of Gracilinanus agilis (Agile Gracile Mouse Opossum), 4802 nucleotides long. It is a transcript of the gene RAPGEF3, whose product is annotated as Rap guanine nucleotide exchange factor 3. Gene Ontology annotation, molecular function: guanyl-nucleotide exchange factor activity. Gene Ontology annotation, cellular component: plasma membrane. Gene Ontology annotation, biological process: Ras protein signal transduction; positive regulation of GTPase activity. Bases 172 to 2859 code for a protein of 895 amino acids. Lineage: Eukaryota; Metazoa; Chordata; Mammalia; Didelphimorphia; Didelphidae. The transcript has 27 exons. The record is from RefSeq and is a predicted model, not a curated record.
CCCUCUCCCCUCCCACCCCCAUCUCUGUUCUCCUUGCUCCCCGGGUCACAGGUGGGUUGGCCAGGUGAGGGCCGAUGGCAGGUGGGGCUAGCAGGUGAAGAGCGCCCAGCUUUGGCAGGACUACCCACAGGAGGGCUCCCAGAUGUUGUGCCAGAGGGGACAUUGUUCAAUAUGGUGCUGAGGAAGAUCCAUAGGCCCCGGAGUUGUUCCUACCAGCUGCAACUAGAGCACAAGACAUCCCCCAGCAGGAUCCAGGGGCUUCGUUGGACACCACUUACCAAUAGCAAAGAGACCCUGGACUUUAAUGUGAGCCUGGAACAGGCUACUUCAGAGCAGGUUCUCCGGGCUGGAAAGCUGCUUCACAGGCAUCUUCUGGCUACUUGCCCCACCCUGGUGCGAGAUCGGAAAUACCACCUCAGAUUGUACCGGCAAUGCUGCUCCGGGAAAGAGCUAGUUGAUGGAGUUUUGGCCUUGGGGCUUGGAGUCCAAUCCAGAAGUCAAGCUUUGGGUAUCUGUCAAGUUCUCCUGAAUGAGGGAGCCCUCUGCCACGUGAAACACGAAUGGGCUUUCCAUGACAGAGAUGCUCAUUUCUAUCGAUUCCCUGGGCCAGAGCCAGACCUGGACAGCAUUCAAGAGAUGGAGGAGCUGGUUGAGGCUGUGACCCUGCUGUCUCAGCGAGGGCCUGAUGCUCUGCUCACUGUGGCUCUACGUAAGCCCCCUGGGCAGCGCACCGAGGAGGAGCUCGACCUAAUCUUUGAGGAGCUGCUCCAUAUCAAGGCUGUGGCCCAUCUGUCUAACUCGGUAAAGAGGGAGUUGGCUGCUGUGUUGUUGUUUGAGCCAAGCAGCAAAGCUGGCACUGUGUUGUUCAGCCAAGGAGAUAAGGGGACAUCUUGGUACAUUAUCUGGAAGGGAUCUGUUAAUGUGGUGACCCAUGGCAAGGGACUGGUGACAACCUUGCAUGAGGGAGACGACUUUGGACAGCUAGCUUUGGUGAAUGACUCACCCCGGGCAGCCACCAUCAUUCUUCGUGAAGACAACUGUCAUUUUUUGCGGGUGGACAAGCAGGAUUUCAACCGUAUCAUCAAGGAUGUGGAGGCAAAUACAAUGCGUUUGGAAGAACAUGGAAAAGUGGUGUUGGUGCUGGAGAGGACCCCUCAGGGAAGUGGCCCUGACUGUCCCCUGAGCCCAGGCAGGAACCGGUACACAGUGAUGUCAGGCACUCCAGAAAAGAUCUUAGAACUACUGCUGGAGGCUGUGCGGCCGGACUCAAGUGCCCAUGAUCCCACAGAGACAUUCCUAGGUGACUUUCUCCUGACCCACAGUGUCUUCAUGCCUAGUGCCCAUCUCUGUGCUGCCCUCCUGCAUCAUUUCCAUGCGGAGCCAGCUGGUGGCACUGAGCAGGAACGUGGCAUCUAUGUCUGUAACAAGCGGCAGAAGAUCCUAAGACUGGUCAACCAGUGGGUGACCCUCUAUGGCCCCAUGCUCCACAUAGACCCUGUAGCCCCCAGCUUCCUACAGCUGCUUUGGUAUAUCUCCUCACAGAAACUCUCAGAACUGGUAAGCAGGGAUGCUCAGCUUAGCAACCUGCUAAGGGAGCAGGGACCAGAGAGGCGUCGGCAUCAUGGGUUGGAAAAUGGAAGUGGAAAUAUGUCACCACAAUUAAAGGUUCGAGCAGUUCCUAUCUGGUUCCCCAGCUAUGAUGAACUCAUCCUCAGCAACAGAUAUGCUAUCCAAGGUCUAGACAAAGUCCCCUAUGACAUCUGCCGGCCAGACCACUCAGUCCUGACACUGAAUCUACCAGUGACAGCCUCAGUGAGAGAAGUAAUGACUGCACUAGCACAGGAAGACGGCUGGGUACAAGGCCAGGUACUGGUGAAGGUCACCUCUUCCGGAGCCAUAGCUUCUCCCACAGACACCAUUGAUCUACAACCAGAUACCCGUGGUGUAGCAACGUCUCUGGGACUCAACGAGCGGCUCUUCCUUGUUAACCCACAGGAAAUGCACAAACUGACGCCACACCCAGACCAACUUGGCCCCAGUACAGGGUCAGCUGAGUUGCUGGAUCUAGUGAGUGCCAAGGACCUUGCCAGCCAACUGACUGACCAUGACUGGAAUCUCUUCAACAGCAUCCACCAGGUGGAGUUGAUCCACUAUGUGCUGGGACCACAGCAACUCCAAAACACCACCACUGCCAACCUGGAGCGCUUCAUGAGGCGUUUCAAUGAACUGCAGUACUGGGUGGCUACAGAACUGUGCUUAUGUCCUAUGCCUGGUCUUCGGACUCAGCUGCUCCGAAAAUUCAUCAAGUUGGCUUCUCACCUCAAAGAGCAGAAGAAUCUCAACUCUUUCUUUGCUGUCAUGUUUGGCCUCAGCAACUCUGCUAUCAGCCGUCUUGCCCACACCUGGGAGCGGCUGCCCCACAAAGUUCGGAAGCUCUAUUCUGCGCUCGAACGGCUACUGGACCCCUCCUGGAAUCACCGCGUAUACCGAUUGGCACUCACCAAGCUGUCCCCACCCAUCAUUCCCUUUAUGCCCCUCCUCCUCAAAGAUAUGACCUUCAUCCAUGAAGGAAACCGUACACUGGUAGAGAGUCUCAUCAACUUUGAGAAGAUGCGUAUGAUGGCCAGAACUGUAAGGAUGCUGCAUCACUGUCGAAGUCAUGGCUCUGUACCUCUCUCACCACUCCGGAGCCGAGUCUCCCACAUACAUGAAGAUAGCCAGACCGUGAGGAUAUCUACUUGUUCAGAGCAAUCAUUGAGUGCCCGGAAUCUGGCCAGCGCUCGGGCAUAUAUCCAGCAACUGAAGGUCAUUGACAACCAGCAAGAACUUUCUCGGCUCUCCAGAGAACUGGAGCCUUGAUAGGACUGAUGUGUCUUCCCUAAACCCAGAGAGGCAUAGCUGAGGAAAGUUGGAAGGGAUCCCUGGACCAAUAGGUCUAAGAGCUGGAUGGAUUCUUCACUGAGAGUGUGGACUCGAAGAGCUGGGAUAGAUGGAUCCAGCUAACCCAUUCAGUGAUGACUGGCAGCCAAAGAGAAAACUGAGUCGACUUAAAGUUCUAGAGUGAAGAAAGAUAUGGAAGAGUAGUGGAAUGGGAACAUGGACUGCAAACUCAUGUGCAAGGGACAGUUCUCUGUACUAGCUUUUUCUAAGUCCUUGACUGUUGAUCUUAUCAAUCAAUCAAGAUUGGGAAGCUUAUCACAAGGAAAGUUUCCUGUAAUUUGCUCCAGUAGGAGAAGUAAGAAGAGGAAGGAGGGAAAAAGAAUUUUUUUAAAAAAAGGAAAGAAUAGCAGAAGGGGCUUCUGGAGCCAGGAAACGUUCUUGGAUGAAAAAAGGUUCUGCUUCCUGUCUCCACUAACUUUCAUACAAACUGCUAUACAGAAAAGAGAGAGAAUCCCUGGGACUCCGGCUGCCCAAUAAAUCAGCAAACAGUUGUACAACUGCCAUGUCUAAGGCACUGUGUCCAUGAGUAGCAGGUGCUGCAAAGAAGCAGGACAGUUUCUGACUUCAGAAAAAUUAAUGGUACCACUGGAGAGACAAAAUGUCUAUGAGAUAUGAGGCAGUAAAGCUUGUCUUCAUUUAUAGGAUUCCUGCUUCUGAGAAGAUUGUUGUUAUGCAAAUAUGGAAAGGACAGGGGUGUGUGAUGUAAGGAUGCAUACAACUCACAGUAUUAGCAUAAUUAUAUAUACAUCAUAGAUGAGUAAUGCUUGGUUGAAUAAGCCCCAAAGCCCUCGCACCCUUGAGCUCCCAGGCUGAAUCAGAAGAGAUGGAUUAAUCAUGGCUCUCUAGAAGGCUUUUGGCCUUUGUUCUACUUUCUAAAGAUGAUUCCUUUGGCUUUCUCAACAAUUGAAUAGGAUUGAUUGGGACAGUGUAUGCCCUACCCUUUCCUCUCUCCCCUAUAGUCCCUAUCCUCUUUCAUGUCCUGUUUUGGCUGCUAGGUGUGCCUAGCAUAGUUCAUCAGCUGUAGAUUUUCCCUUCUCAGGGUACCCAAUGCCUAAGACCUGGUAAGGUUGCUACUCAGCAGCUUUUAGGGGUGUGACUUAGGGCUGUAGCUUGUGACCAGGGUAAGCAGAAACACUAGGGAGUGACUCCCAUAGAUUUCCUCAGUGAAACUGGGCCAGAGAAGCUAAGGCACAAAAAGGGGAAACUGUUUUGUGAACUCUGAAACCUGGCAAGGAAGAAGGUGGUAAGGCCUAGAAGAGGAGCAAGAGACAAUAAAUCAUGAUUCAUCAUCAGUUACCAGAAUCUUCCUAAUGAGCCCCAAUUGCUAGCACCUGGAGAGAUUUCCCUAUCUCCCUCCAGCUCAUCCCAUGACCCUUUAGAGCUGCAAAGGACCUCUCACUUCCCAGAGAGCCAUUGUGCCUGGGUAGGAUCAUGCCUCUGGUUGCUGAAUUGGAGCGUUGGAGAAAGUUAGAACACAGGACAACUCUUGGGCACUGAGCUGAAAAGCAUUUUCCUGUGCUGAGUGAGAAGUAGCAAUAACCAGGACUUAAUAGCCCUGAAGGCAAGAACCUCUAAAGUAGAGAAUGGUUGAUAGGGAAUGCCACUGCUUGAAAGAGAUAGUUGCUCCCAGAGGCCUUUGACCCUUUGUCCCUCCACCCUCCAAACACAUCCUCUGAUUUCUUAUCUCCUGUCUUCUGGUUUCCUCGCCCCUAAUGUACAUUUUAUUUCCAAGCUAGGUUUCCUUGUGGCAGGGAGAAGAUACCUAGAUGAAAGUCUUAGGUUCUUUUGUAACCCUGGGAAAGUAAUUGAACAUUUCCUUGCCUUAUUUCUCCAUCCAAAAGAUAAUAAGUUUUUUUAAUAUU